AUGGCGCGAGGCAAACUCAUAGUAUUCGAAGGCCUGGACAGAGCAGGCAAAUCAACACAAUGCGAGACACUAGUUGAAGAUUUGCAGAAUGACGGCAUCAAAGUGCGCCACAUGCGGUUCCCUGACAGGACCACGCCAAUCGGUCAAAUGAUCAACAGUUACUUGAGUGGUCAGAGCGAGCAAGACGACCAUGUUAUACAUCUCUUGUUCUCUGCGAACCGAUGGGAGGCAGUACCUUCUAUACAAGCCGAUCUCGAGGCUGGUACGACGAUCAUCGUAGAUCGCUAUUACUACAGCGGCUGCGUGUACUCUGCUGCCAAGCAGAAUCCCAGCAUGAGCCUUGAAUGGUGCCGAAAACCAGAAGUCGGGCUUCCACGACCUGACUUGUGUCUCUUCCUUGAUAUCUCCGCUGAAGAUGCAGCGAAGCGAGGUGGAUAUGGUACCGAGAAGUAUGAGAAGAAGGAGAUGCAGGACCGCGUGCGCGAGCUGUUCGAGACGAUGAUGCAGAAGAAGGAGGGCGAGGACUUCGUGCGCAUCGAUGCGGGUGAGAGUAUGAAGGAUGUGGCGGCAAAGAUCAGACAAGAAGUCGAUAGGUGUAUUGAGCGAGUCGCGAAAGGCCAACUACCGCUAAGGGCUGUGGAGGAGUGGUAG
Molecule: messenger RNA, 651 nt
Organism: Alternaria atra
Lineage: Eukaryota; Fungi; Ascomycota; Dothideomycetes; Pleosporales; Pleosporaceae
Exons: 3
Coding region: 1-651 (216 amino acids)
Biological process (GO): dTDP biosynthetic process; dUDP biosynthetic process; dTTP biosynthetic process
Cellular component (GO): cytosol; cytoplasm; nucleus
Molecular function (GO): ATP binding; dTMP kinase activity
Source: RefSeq, a predicted model, not a curated record